AUGAAGCUUCUGAUCGCUUCACUCUGUAUCGUCCUUGUGGGCGGGGCACCCGAUGGAUAUGGUAGUGGUGGUGGUGGAUCUUCGGGCGGUGGAGGAUUCUCAGGAGGAGGAUUCUCCGGUGGUGGAGGAUUCUCUGGAAGUGGAGGAUUAGAGAUUCUUCAUGUUGAUGGCUCCUGUGUCGUUCCCAUAAUCUCACGCAACGUAUUUGUCUAUGACGCUCCCGCACAGCAAGAAGAAAGUGGUCCACCGCCAAAUAUUCCUCCACCAAGAAUCGACCACAACAUCCUAUUCGUCCGCGUUCCUGAGAAGGGAGCAGCGCCUGAGCCAAUCAUCGUUCCUCCACCAAGGCAACAGAGCGUGGUAUACGUCCUGAACAAGGACGAUGGAGGAGGAGGACAGCAAGUGAUCGAAGUGACAGCUCCUCCACCGUCCAACCCUGAGGUUUACUUCGUCAACUAUGCUGAAGGAGAUAACCCUCAGCUGCCCAUUGGAGUUGAUCUCCAGACUGCUCUCCAAGCGGCUGCCAACGGCGGAGGACAAGUCAUCGGCGGAAGCGGAGGUUCUGGUGGCGGAUUUGGCGGUGGUUCCGGUGGCGGAUUUGGCGGUGGUUCCGGUGGCGGAUUUGGCGGUGGUUCCGGCGGUGGCUUUGGCGGAGGUUCCGGCGGCGGAUUUGGCGGUGGUUCCGGCGGUGGAUUUGGCGGUGGUUCCGGCGGUGGUAGUGGACUUGGCGGUAACUAUAGUCCUCCAGCUCCCUCAAGUGUAUAUUCUGGUCCCUAAGCGGCGGGUAAUAAUUAAUUUCUCUUCCACGUGACUAAUUACGUCAUUACUAUGUGGGGAUAUUAACUUGUCCGUAUUGUUUAGUUUUGUUAUUAUUUUUACAAGUAAAAUACAAUCUUUA
This is a messenger RNA of Penaeus monodon (black tiger shrimp), 898 nucleotides long. Its product is annotated as loricrin-like. Lineage: Eukaryota; Metazoa; Arthropoda; Malacostraca; Decapoda; Penaeidae. The record is from RefSeq and is a predicted model, not a curated record.